AUGCGCAAAUUAUACAACCCCAUCGGGUUUAAAAAAGGCUACAACUUUGUGCUAUGGCUCAUAUUUGCCGGCGCUAUGAUGGGCUUCUCCCUGGCCAGGAUCAUGUUCCUCAACUAUGAUGGAGUAUUCUGUGGUCCAUCCGGAAACGGAGCGACUCGUGCUGGCCCAGGUGAAUGCUGGCGCUACAACACUAAAGAUGUGUACAGGAUCGGCAUUCGAUUGCAUCUAUACACCAUCAUCCCGGCUGCAGUCUUGGUUUGCUUCCAAUUUACCCCAAUAAUCAGAUACAAAGCUAUUUUAUUCCACCGUGUCAAUGGAUACAUCAUCUUACUACUCAGCUUACUCGGCACGAUAGGCGUUUUCAUGAUUGCUCGAGUCGCUUUUGGGGGUGGCAUUGACAUACAAGUGGCCGUUGGUGUUAUCAGCAUCAUGUUUCUUGUUUCGCUGGCCAUUGCUUACUACAACAUCAAGAAGUUGCAGCUCGAGCAGCAUCGUGCCUGGAUGCUGCGCGCAUGGUUUUACAGUGCUUGUAUCAUUACGUGCAGAAUCAUCAUGGGCCUUUCAGCCAGUGUUAUUUCCACUUCAAGAAGUCCAUACUACAAGGCGCUGCCGUGUGACGAACUAGCGACCUUUUAUAAUACAACCGAGGCACUCGUUAGCACGUAUCCUGAGUGUCAUUUACUGAACAAUACGGCACCCGUGAGGGCAGAUUUGGUUGAAGGAUCAGAAGAGAAUAUCGCCGCGGCGUUGAAUUUGACCUUUGGCAUGGGUCUAUGGCUUGCACUUGUUCUGCAUGCCAUUGGCAUUGAAGUAUACCUUCACCUUACACCCGCAGAAGCAGAGAGACUUCGAAAUGUAUCGUACCAGCGCCAGCUUGAAGCAGGGUUCAAGAGUCCGGGUCGGGCUGGUCUUACUGCCGAUCGGCUAGGGGACUGUGCUCGUUGGAAUCCCACGAGCGAUAGAGAUAGAUUUGUUCAUGAUGAGGCUCAGUCUGUAUUGAGCGAUCUCUAA
Pochonia chlamydosporia 170 is the source of this 1011-nucleotide messenger RNA. Its product is annotated as microtubule associated protein. NCBI's taxonomy places the organism in Eukaryota, Fungi, Ascomycota, Sordariomycetes, Hypocreales, Clavicipitaceae. The transcript has 3 exons. Bases 1 to 1011 code for a protein of 336 amino acids. The record is from RefSeq and is a predicted model, not a curated record.